AUGAUUUAUGAAUCAUUCGUCCUUGCGAAUGGCGAGAACAAGGUUGAGAUGGAGAUUGAUACACGUAUCCCAUCCUCUGCAAUCUUCACUUUCAAUAAGGAAGAUCAUACUCUUGGAAACCUGAUUCGCUCCCGCCUUCUCCAAAGCUCCCAUGUGCUCUUUGCUGCGUACAAGGUUCCUCAUCCGCUUGUGCCAAAGUUCGAACUCCGUGUACAGACCGACGGUGAGACUACCCCCAAGGAAGCCGUCAUUUCUGCGUGCCACGAACUCGUUCGAGACCUGGGCAUCUUGUCACGUGAAUUCACCAAGGAAUAUGAACUCCGCAAGAUGGUGGGAGCCACUCAGCAGCAACAGGACAGUGUACAAGAUGGAGCCUAG
Messenger RNA from Aspergillus bombycis, 378 nucleotides. RefSeq names its product DNA-directed RNA polymerase II core subunit RPB11. NCBI's taxonomy places the organism in Eukaryota, Fungi, Ascomycota, Eurotiomycetes, Eurotiales, Aspergillaceae. Gene Ontology annotation, cellular component: RNA polymerase II, core complex. The transcript is spliced from 4 exons. Bases 1 to 378 code for a protein of 125 amino acids. The record is from RefSeq and is a predicted model, not a curated record. Gene Ontology annotation, molecular function: DNA binding; protein dimerization activity. Gene Ontology annotation, biological process: transcription by RNA polymerase II.